Messenger RNA from Cyphellophora attinorum, 681 nucleotides. RefSeq names its product N-terminal acetyltransferase A complex catalytic subunit ard1. Gene Ontology annotation, cellular component: NatA complex. The transcript has a single exon. Gene Ontology annotation, biological process: N-terminal peptidyl-glutamic acid acetylation. Bases 1 to 681 code for a protein of 226 amino acids. Gene Ontology annotation, molecular function: protein N-terminal-serine acetyltransferase activity; protein-N-terminal-glutamate acetyltransferase activity. The record is from RefSeq and is a predicted model, not a curated record. Lineage: Eukaryota; Fungi; Ascomycota; Eurotiomycetes; Chaetothyriales; Cyphellophoraceae.
AUGGUGGACAUCGUCCCCGUCUCCUCCUACCCCUCGCACAUCUCCCUCCUCCCCUCCAUCCAACAAUGCAACCUCACCAACCUCCCCGAAAACUACUUCCUCAAAUACUACCUCUACCACGCCCUCACCUGGCCGCAACUCUCCUUCGUCGCCAUUGUCCGGCCACCCAAUAACAAACACACCCCAUACCCCAAAGUCGUCGGCUAUGUUCUCGCCAAAAUGGAAGAGGAUCCGCCCGACGGCGUGCAGCAUGGGCAUAUCACGAGUUUGAGUGUGAUGAGGACGCACAGACGACUGGGUAUUGCCGAGAAGCUGAUGCGGAAUAGUCAGAGGGCGAUGGCGGAGGUGUUUGGGGCCGAGUAUGUGAGUUUGCAUGUCAGGCUGGCGAACAAGGCAGCAUUACAUCUAUACCGAGACACACUCGGAUUUGAGGUGGAGAAGGUCGAAAGCAAAUACUAUGCGGAUGGGGAGGAUGCGUAUGCGAUGAGGAUGGAUCUGAGGAGUAUGCAGAUCAAGGAUGUGGGCGAGGGCGAUGAGGAUGAGGGUGAUGCCGUGGGGGAUGCUGACAAGAAGGAGGAGACUACGGUCAAUGGAGAGAAGAUGGUCAAGGUCAAGGUUGGGAGGGGGCUUGGAGUGGGCGAUUUGGUUGAGAAGAACGAGGCUACGGCGAAGGGUUCGUGA